Messenger RNA from Stylonychia lemnae, 978 nucleotides. NCBI's taxonomy places the organism in Eukaryota, Ciliophora, Spirotrichea, Sporadotrichida, Oxytrichidae. The record is from the annotation of a GenBank genome assembly.
AUGGCAAUUUAUACAACUCAGCCUCCAAGAUUAGAAAACUACUCCCUUCAGUUCAACAGCCAGUAUUCCAAGUCAUCAAGAGGAGGUAUGUCCUCCAACUACAUGCUUAACGAUCACGUUCUCUCAUAAGGAGACUUUGAUGGGGAUGGGUUAGAGGGUACUUAGACCUUUCAUUAGUUGAAUUAGUUCAACAACUAAGAACUUAUUGAAUUGAAUGGCGAAGAUAGAGAAAAAGAAGAUGAGUAAAUUCCACUUUCAGUUAAGCGAGGCCGCCAGAACACUCUCACUGAGACUGAGGUUCGUGAGAUAGUAUAGUAGUUCAACACCUGUCUGAAUAAAUUGUCUCUCGAGAAGCAGGACUUAGAGAACAAGACUAAAAGCCUUGUUGAGAGAAUUGACGACCAGCAGGACAUAGUUAUCAGACUCUUCAAAUAAAAGGAAAAUGUGAUGAUGGACAAUGAUAACUUCAUAACACAAGUUGAUUAGUAUUAGAGAUAAUUAAAACAACUAGAAGAAGAGAGAGUGUAGACUCUUAAUCUUUAACCCUAAAGUACAGUCAACAUAGACUAAGACCUUGUGACAAAGUUUGACAAGACUCUUCAGAUUGAAAAUCAGAUUAUUAACAAAUUAAAAUCUAACGACACUAUACCGGAAAAGUUUAUUGAGACUAUUUCUCAACAGAUAUUCAAGAGACUAACUGACCUUUAGCAAAAGAAGUAGACUCUACUUUCGUCAAAUGAUUCAAUGCGAGAGUAAUUGUACAUAGACUUUGAGAAGAGCAAACUGUCUCAGAUCAAGUGCUAGAAAUGCAGGUUGAUGUUUAUACCUCUGAACAAUAAUGAGGAUUCGUGCAGCUUCCAUCCAGGCAAGAUGAAGUUUUAUAGCUGCAGAGGCUGUGGUGCUAACUAAUAUUUCAGUUGCUGUAAUAAAUGCACGCUUUGCUGUGUAGGCUGCAAGAAGUCAAAGCACAUUGCUUGA